CGGAUAAAAAAAAGUGUCGACGAAACAAGAAUCAAGUUUAAUUGAUUAAAAACAUUUUGUCGACGAAUCAAGAUAAAAAAAGUGUCGACGAAACGAGCAAGAAAUUAGUGUCGACGAAACAAGAAUACCCCCUAUAAACAAAUUCAAUUUCAUCGACUUUUUUUAGUUAUAAUUAUAAAAUAAAAAUAAUGAAUUUUUUUUUCAUGUCAAUACAAUUGUUCUUCAAUUAUUAUCAUUUCAAUUAAAAGAUGUAUUAAAAUAAAAAACUAAACAUAAGUAAAUGUAUGUACACAUAUGAUAAAGUGCAUUUUAAAAAGAUAUUGCAUUAUCAUGUCAUUUUAGGUUUGGGUAUACCUAAUUGUUCAAGAUUUGAAAGUCUAUUACCAUCAGAAGAACUGUUACCUGUAGAUGAUGUCUCAUUAUUACCAUUAAACCAGAUUACGUCAAUUUUAUCAUAUUUUAUAAAUUAA
Molecule: messenger RNA, 470 nt
Organism: Didymodactylos carnosus
Lineage: Eukaryota; Metazoa; Rotifera; Eurotatoria; Philodinida; Philodinidae
Source: the annotation of a GenBank genome assembly